CCACAUCCUAAAAGUAGAGAAAAGAUAAAGAAGAUGAAAAGAAAGCCACUGCUUUAAGCCCUUUCCACGUUGUCUUCCACUCAUAGGCAUUGGCACUUAUGGACAGGGAAGGGCAGCAAAUGUGUUAGCUUAUCAUCUAACUCUUACAACAAAAACAAAGCACAACAUAGACAUACAAGAGCCAUGGAAACAUCAUCACAAACUCUGCCUGAUCAGCAGCAGCAGCAGCAGCCAGCAGGACAAAGCUUGAGCAGUAAUUAUCCGCAAGCCGUGCCAUUAUCUUCUUCUUCUUCUUCUUCUACAUCUGGUUCUGGUUCCAUUGGGCCAUUCUUUGCAGUGAUCUCUGUCCUAACGGUGCUUGCGUUUCUGUCGUGCGUUUUGGGGCGGAAGUUGAGUCGUGAUCAGACGGUACUGAGGCCAUUGGAGAGCAUCAACCAUGGGCAUAGGACUAGCUGUGCAGGGUGGUUGAAGCGCAAGUGCAGGCAGCUGCAGUGCAUGGUUUCUCAUCAUGAUCUGGAAGUUGGACCAAAUCUAAAGGUGAUUGUGGAUCCUAAGGUUAAACAAGGUGAAGAGGUUCCUCCACCACAGCCUUGAACACAACUUUCAACUUUGUGUACGUGUUUUUUGUUGUAAGUGGAGAUUAUAGCUAGGGAGAUGAUUCAUGUACCAUUUUAGAAUAACCGACCACUCUCUGCUGCUGAUCAGCUGGGAAAUUUGUUUGAUCAUAAGAUUGAUAUAUUUGAAUGUGAAAAUCUUUUGGUAUCAUUUGUUGGGAA
This is a messenger RNA of Prunus persica (peach), 776 nucleotides long. RefSeq lists its product as uncharacterized. Bases 184 to 594 code for a protein of 136 amino acids. The transcript has a single exon. NCBI's taxonomy places the organism in Eukaryota, Viridiplantae, Streptophyta, Magnoliopsida, Rosales, Rosaceae. The record is from RefSeq and is a predicted model, not a curated record.